Molecule: messenger RNA, 1137 nt
Organism: Didymosphaeria variabile
Lineage: Eukaryota; Fungi; Ascomycota; Dothideomycetes; Pleosporales; Didymosphaeriaceae
Exons: 3
Coding region: 1-1137 (378 amino acids)
Source: RefSeq, a predicted model, not a curated record
AUGCGCCCGACCAAGAACAGCAGCUUGACUAGCUGUGGAGCUCCUGUGCACAAUCGCGGCCCUCAAUACACCGUCCUGUCAAACGUGCUGUUCUCGACCGCCGCCGGCUUCGUCGUUGUACGAUUUGCUUUCAAAAUACUAGUCACCCGGGUCGACAUUAGCUGGGAUGAUUGGGCUGUACUGGCUACAACGAUCAUAUCCGUGCCCAGUGCGAUCAUCACCGUCUACGGGACCGUCAGGCAUGGUCUGGGACAACAUAUCUGGGCACUGCGACCCGAAGAGAUUACCACCAUGCUGAAGUACUUCUACGUCAUGGCGGCACUCUACUUCACGCAGACUGCGCUCUUGAAACUCUGCUUGGUUUUCUUCUACAUCCGCGUCUUUCCCAGUAAAAGUGUCCAGCGCUUGCUUUGGGGUACUGUCAUCUUUGUGGUAGCGUGGGGUUUUACCUUCGUUCUUGCUGCUCUCCUCCAAUGCCAGCCCGUCCGGUAUUUCUGGGAGCACUGGGAUGGGCUCCACGAAGGCCAUUGCGUGGAUAUCAACGCCAUCACGAAUACCCACGCUGCCAUUAGCAUCGCAUUGGACAUCUGGAUCCUUGGGAUACCCAUGUGGCAACUGAGACACCUCAAAUUGCAUUGGAAGAAGAAGGUUGGCGUCGGGCUGAUGUUCUCCGUCGGUACUUUCGUCACUGUGGUCAGCAUCUUGCGGUUACGCGCUUUGAUGAACUUCGCAGCCUCUUCUGACGCGAGUUGGGAGUUUUACGACGUGUCAGUAUACAGCACAAUCGAAAUAUGUGUGGGCAUCAUGUGUGCCUGCCUACCGACAGUACGUCAGCUUCUCGCUAAGCUGUUUCCCAUUCUGCAAGGCUCCUCAUCUCGCAGUCGAAGGCAUUACUACAACUGCGACGAAAGCAAGGAACUCCAGCAGAUAGGUCGAAGCAACACAUCGCAUGACGUCCGAAUCGGGACAUCGGUCUCGCCGGUUAAACAUGGAUCAACAGAAUUCAAUGAAGAGGACGGGAUCGUGGUGGAAAAGUCGUACACGAUCAAACGCAGCCACAAUGGUGUGGACGAAGUGAGUCUAGUCUCACACAAGGGCCAGAAGCCAGGGGAACUCAUGACGCACGAUUUAAUGUAA